Messenger RNA from Protopterus annectens (West African lungfish), 1473 nucleotides. RefSeq lists its product as uncharacterized. The transcript has 5 exons. Gene Ontology annotation, biological process: immune response-activating cell surface receptor signaling pathway; positive regulation of natural killer cell mediated cytotoxicity. The coding region runs from base 1 to 684 and encodes 227 amino acids. The record is from RefSeq and is a predicted model, not a curated record. Lineage: Eukaryota; Metazoa; Chordata; Ceratodontiformes; Protopteridae.
AUGUUGGAUAACCAGUCUGGAGGUGUGCCGGGUCUUAAUGAAGACAGAGACUCCACCACACUUAGUCUUCCUGAUCUCAUUUUGGGGUUCAUAGAAUGCAACUCAUUCAUCACUGAAGUGUUUCAGAUCCCUAAAGUUCAAGUACCGGAAGGGCAUUCUGCUUGGCUGAACUGCAAAUUUACUACAAAUAAGACGAUUUACAAGGUGUCCGUGGAGUGGCAUAGAGGAGUGCCACCAAACCACAUUCUAAUCUACCCAGAAUCUUUGUACAAAGACAGAGUUAUCCUCGACGCUGAGGCACUCAUAAACAGCAGUGAUGCAUCCAUUCUGUUCACCAACCUUACUGCAGAGGAUUCCGGGACAUAUUACUGUAAAAUUGGGACAAUAUAUAAUGACGUAAAAGGAAAAGGAACAAAGCUGGUUGUGCUACGUACCUCUGCAAGAGCCAUUACGACCUGGUUAGCCUGUGAGGGUACUGGAUGCAUCUGUGGGAUCGUUCUACUUAUUCUGCACGUCCUUGUCCUACAUCAGUGCUGGGCUAUGAAAGGAUGCAGAAAGGCAAAAAACCACAACACACAGGAGCAGAUUAAUAUGAACAUUAAAUGGACAAAAGACAUAACCUCGUCAAAAAACAAUGUAUCCAGUUGUGAAGGUGAUGAAAGUAUUUAUAGCUUGCCUCACUGAAGUAUCUGGAUUUUGUAAAUACCUGUGAAGAGCAAGCCAAAGGCGACUGAGUCUCCAAGCAAAAUAGAUUGAUUCUCACUGCCUCACUUUAAUCUUUCUUAUUUUCCUAUUUUAUGGCUUUAGCUAUUAGUAUUCACUUCCUUAACACCAUUGAGCUUGAGUUCAUGUUCUCUUUCCUAUGGAUAAACAGCACAAUCUUUUUCCGUCUUACACACACGCUCACACAUUCAUGCACACACACACAUGGCAUGUACACACACACAUACACGCACAUGCACAUAAAUAAUGGAAAAGAAGUAGUUGCCAGUAAAAUAAAUAAUUAUCUGAUGCAUCUGCUUGUGACAUCAGAAAAAUCAAAGAUGGCAACCAAUUAUAAAUCACUUUAUUUAACGAUUAAGUGUUGUGUAUUUCAUUUAUAUAUUUGUGUAACAAGAAAGCUAUAACACAAAUUGCAUUUGAUAAAAUACAGCGACCAUUAACAUAAAAUUCUGCUUGCAUACUAAUGAAAAUAUAUAUACAAAUAUAUGUAUAUAAAUAAAAGCACAACCACUCAUUUUGCAGACAUGUUUAUGCUGCACAGCCUUUUGUAAGUACUGCACUACCUUUUUGCAUUUUUGUAUUAAAAUGGAAAAAUUUGUUUUUCCUUUUUUUAUCAUAAACUAAAUGGAUUAAAUGUGGACACACAAAAGAUUAACAUACAUAUGAGAUACUAGAAAAUAGAAAGCUGAUAAAUGAGUAUUUUCAUGAGAAUGUCUCCCUUUCUACUUCCUGAAGGGCUUAACCCCAAAC